Molecule: messenger RNA, 1899 nt
Organism: Phascolarctos cinereus (koala)
Lineage: Eukaryota; Metazoa; Chordata; Mammalia; Diprotodontia; Phascolarctidae
Gene: CALHM5
Product: calcium homeostasis modulator family member 5
Cellular component (GO): plasma membrane
Molecular function (GO): monoatomic cation channel activity
Source: RefSeq, a predicted model, not a curated record
AAACUUUCGAGAGGGCUUAAAACAUUCCCUUCUCUUCCAAACUUUAAAUAAAAUGGUAGAGGAAAAUGAAUUAAGACAUGCUGGGCUUGGCUUUUGGCUUGCGAUGAAAUAUUUGAAAAUGAUUUCUGCAUGUGCCAGUGCCUACACAACUGGAAAAAACCUGGGAUGAUUGUGUAAGUGUGCACUUCUCUAUUUCUCUUUCCGAAACCAUUACUGCAAGUCCACUGUACUUAAGCCCUUCCACCCCUUGUCUUCUGUGAGCUUUUCACUUGGCUGGACUCCAGUUGGCUUUUGCUUCACUUAGAAGGCAAUAUUCCUACCAGCAGGAGGCAAUAUCUGAACACACUCACUCAGAAAUAUUCAUUCUUGGUGAAUGACAUUGUUUCCUUAUCUGUGGCUGUACCAAAUCUGAGAAACAAGACUACUAUUUCUGAAGACAAGAUCCUCCCUACUGCAAACCCGGACACCAGAUUCCUGCUCAGCAGACAAACAACGCCUCCUCCCUCCCUUCUGUGAAUUUCAAAUAUGGAUGGGAUUCAGAGCAUUUUAAAAUUCCUCACCAAUCAGAAAAAUGUCAUUGGUUACAGCUUUAUGGCUUUGCUAACACUAGGAGGUGAACGGCUCUUCUCGAUUGUUGCUUUCAGAUGUCCAUGUAGCAAUGACAACUUUGCCUAUGGAUUGGUCUUUCUCCUUGCCCCAGCCUGGGUAUUACUGAUCAUUGGGUACUUUUUGAAUACCAGGAUGUGGAGACUCUUCACAGGCUGCUGUGUGAACCCUAGAAAAAUCUUCCCCAAGGGGAACAGCUGCCAUUUCUUUUAUGUCUUUGGUCAGAUCACUUUAAGCCUGGUGGCCCCUAUGAUGUGGCUUUCCGUGGCUUUGCUCAAUGGGACCUUUUAUGAAUGUGCCACGAGCGGCACUAAGAAUCCACAUCUCUUGAAGAUAAUUUGCAAGGACAAGUCCUCUGAGUGCUGGCAAGAGCUGCACAAAGUAGCUUGUGGCAAAACAAGCAUGUCCUCUGCAGACACCCAGGAACUGAAGCUAACUCUGCAAGCACAGUCUCAGAUUCUAGGGUGGUGUGUGGUUUCCAUGGCUGCCUUCUUCUCUCUGCUCACCACCUGUUAUGUCAGAUGCCGAUCUAAGAUCAGCCACCUUCAGAUGAAGUUCUGGAAGACCUAUGCAGACCAGGAGAAGGAGCAGUUUGAGAAAACUUUCCAGGAGUAUGCAGUCAGGCUGAGUGAGAGGAACCUAAAAUGUUUUUUUGAGAACAAAAAGCCAGAUUCAUUCCCCAUGCCAACCUUUGAAGCUUGGGAAGCUGCCUCAGAGCUGUACUCCUUCAACCGAACUCAGCAACACUAUAGCACCCUCCACCGAGUGGUGGAAGAUGGGCAGCGAAUCAUUACUGAAGACAUAGAAACCACUUUGGACUUUGUGGACGACCGGGCUGUUGUCAGCAUUCAGAAAAGCAUUAUUUCCACCGUCUUUGUAUUUUUACAAAUGUUCUAUGUCUUACAUUUGGGGAAUCUUCACAUUUCAUUAACUAGAUAAAGCUUUUUAGAGGCAGUAUGGCAUAAUGAUUAGAGAGACAUAGAGAUUGGCCGGGCUUGGAGUUAGAAAGAUCUGGGUUGAACUCCUUCCUCCAAUUUGCACCAAACUGGCCUAUUUGUUGUCCGGUAUGCAUUUCAUUCCAUCUUCCACCUCUGUACAGGCUGUCCUUCAUGCCUGGAAGGUACUCCUUCCUCAUCACUGCCAUAUCUUGGAAUUUCAAAGCUCAGCUCAUGUGCCACCUUUGCCAGGAGUCCACAAUGCCAGUGCCUUCCAUCCUCCCAAAAUUACCUUGUAUUUACUUUGCAUGUAUUUUGUAUUUGCUUAUAUGUGUAUAUUUUUCCCUAAUAGAAUACA